Molecule: messenger RNA, 1304 nt
Organism: Papilio polytes (common Mormon)
Lineage: Eukaryota; Metazoa; Arthropoda; Insecta; Lepidoptera; Papilionidae
Gene: ND-39
Product: NADH dehydrogenase [ubiquinone] 1 alpha subcomplex subunit 9, mitochondrial
Cellular component (GO): mitochondrion
Molecular function (GO): protein-containing complex binding
Source: RefSeq, a predicted model, not a curated record
ACGUUAUUUUAACGACAUCCAUCACUAUUAAUCAUUACAUUUUCAACAUCUGUUUUCAUAUGUCAAAUAAUACAAUAUCUCCGUGCUGGAUUUGCAGCAAAAAUUAAGGAUAUUGUAUUGUAUUUCAUAUAAAUAAACGAAAUACAGCCUGAAAAUGGCUGCAGUAGCCUUAUCCGGGCAUUUUGCCACUAAAAUAAUACCAAAACAUGGUGCUUUGAGUAUUAUUUACAUCAAGUCAGCAUCGUACAGUACCGAAGGUAAGACUAACAUCGCUGCUUACAAGCGAGGAACCGGUGGCCGCAGUAGUUUUAAUGGAAUCGUGGCCACUGUCUUCGGUUGUACUGGGUUCGUGGGAAGAUAUGUGUGCAACAAACUUGGCAAGAUAGGUACUCAAAUGAUAUUACCAUACAGGAGUGAUUUCUAUGAUGCCAACCGACUCAAAGUGGCUGGAGACCUUGGUCAAGUGCUCUUUACACCCUUUGACCUACGUGAUGAGGAGUCUAUUGCUAAAGCUGUAAAGUACUCAAAUGUUGUGAUCAACCUUGUGGGACGUGAUUAUGAAACUAAGAACUUCUCUUACACGGAUGUGCAUGUAGAUGGGGCCAGGCGCCUUGCCAGAAUAUGCCGUGAAAUGUGUGUUGAGAGAUUCAUCCAUCUCUCUUAUUUGAAUGCAGAAAGCAAUCCUAAGCCAUUGUUACUGAAGAAACCAUCAAUGUUUAAGAUAAGCAAGUAUUUAGGUGAAUGUGCAGUCAGGGAAGAAUUUCCAACAGCAACUAUAAUUCGCGCUUCCGAUAUUUAUGGUUCUGAAGAUAGAUUCCUUAGAUCUUUAGCAACAAGCUGGAGGUCUCAUGGUAACCUUGUGCCUGUGUAUAAGAAUGGCAAGGAGACUAUUAAACAGCCUGUCUAUGUUUCCGACGUGGCUCAGGGCAUUGUGAACGCUGCUCGCGACCCUGAUACCCGUUGCCAAAUAUACCAAGCUAUUGGGCCUAAAAGGUACCUUCUGGCUGACCUCAUUGACUGGUUCUACAAGUUAAUGCGUAAGGACAGAGCCGGCUACAGGCGGUACGACAUGAAGUAUGAUCCGAUAUUCUUCUCACUCCGUGUGGCCGCAGCCAACAUGCUCUCACCCGCUUACCCCUUUGGUGGACUGCACUGGGAAGGUUUGGAAAAGGAAUCAACUACAGAUAAACCUGAGCCAGGUGUGCCUACUUUGGAAGACUUGGGUGUGACAUUGACACACAUGGAAGAUCAGGUGCCAUGGGAACUAAAGCCCUUCCGUGCUUACCAAUAUUACUUGGACAAAC